Messenger RNA from Amoebophrya sp. A25, 880 nucleotides. The record is from the annotation of a GenBank genome assembly. Lineage: Eukaryota; Dinophyceae; Syndiniales; Amoebophryaceae.
AUGGCGGACUACUGCGGAGGAUAUCCACAAGCGAACGUGCCCCGCGGCGUCGCUGACUGUAAAGGAAGUCAAGAAACGCUCCUAGCUCAAUCGCGAGCGUUGUUUCGCUCAAUCAUCGUGAUUCUUUUACAACUAAUAUCCACAGCAAUGCUGAUGGCAGUGUGCAUAUAUUCUAUACAAAAAGAAAUAUAUUUUAUGUAUGAAUCAAGGACUUACUCUAGCACUUCACCCGGAAGCGAGUAGUCGCUAAAGUCUCUCGCUGUAUUGUUAAAUCUGUCCACUGAGUACCUCAAUCCACACUAUCGAUAAUCAGAUUCCUAGUCUAUUCUUCUCUUAUUCAUCUGCUUGCACCUCUACAAUUAUGUAAGACCUUCUAUUUGAUUCUCGUGGAAGCGAGUACGUAAGACCGAACAAGUUUGUGUCUUGUUUAAGUGAGUGGAAUUCCUUCGAGAGAGCUUAUUUUUUCUAUCUUGACCAUAAGCAGAGGGGUCGCGACCUCUCUGUCUCCUACAGGCAAACAGAAUUCAAUAUCUUGAAAUUAUUCAAACAGCCGCAUCAGUUAAGUUCUUCAGUAUUAGGCUCCAUUUCAAUGCAACUCAAGCAAGUACAUUCCAGGUCAAGCUGCAGAGCUCAAAUCCUAGUAACAAGUAAUUCUGCAAGUGGGAUCCACCUUAUCGCGAUCAGAGUUACGUCUAAGCCCUGAAUAAAGUUCCAAGAAUGAAAAAAAGUUGCUGCAUUAAGUUCCUACAUUUAUCAACAGUAAUCCAUGUCUACGAGAGAAAACGCAGGUGGCAGUUCAGUGAAAAAAUCAAAAGUAAAACGACCUAAUAGUUACAAUGUCGAUGCUACCGAUCUGAAAGAGAAUAAGACUCUGCAGAGC